UAGCAGAAGGUGAUGACGCCACUUCCUGACCGGUGGGUUUGCGGGAAGUUUGGUCCUCCUGUCAGUUAAUCAUUAAGUCAGCAACAAACACGAAGCUACGAUGCCUCCUAAAGCUAAGCCUGCUGGGAAGGGCAGAGCUCCAGCUAAGAGGAAGCUGGCAGAGGAAUUCCCCCCAGGAGAGGUCCUCACAGACACGGGGAAGAGGUCCUGGAAGCUGGGGGCUCCUAUCGGCCAGGGGGGCUUUGGUCUCAUAUACCUGGCUGAGGAGAAUUCAGCCAAAUCUGUUGGAGCAGAUGCUCAGUAUGUCAUCAAAGUGGAGCCGAGCGAGAACGGCCCUCUGUUCUCUGAGCGGAUGUUCUACAUGAGAGCUGCUAAACCUGAUCUGAUUCAGAGCUGGAUGAAGGCUCACAAACUGAAAAGUCUUGGGGUCCCGAGGUACUGGGGCUCCGGUCUUCACGAGAAAGGAGGGAAAAGCUACAGGUUCAUGGUUAUCGACAGACUCGGCACAGACCUGCAGAAGAAGUUUGAACAGGGUGGAAAAAGGUUUCCAAGAAAGCUGGUGCUGCAGCUCGGACUUCGACUGGUGGACAUCCUGGAGUACAUCCAUGAACAUGAGUACGUGCACGCUGAUGUUAAGGCAUCAAACCUCAUGCUGAGCCACAGCGAUCCCAACCAGGUGUAUUUAGUAGAUUACGGGCUGGCAUACAGGUACGCCCCCGACGGUGUCGUGAAAGAGUACAAAGAAGACCCGAAGAGGUGUCACGACGGCACCAUCGAGUUCACGAGCAUCGACGCCCACAAAGGAGCAUCUCCGAGCAGACGUAGCGACCUGGAGAUCCUGAGUUACUGCAUGGUUCAGUGGCUGUGUGGACGCCUGCCCUGGGAGGACAAACUGCAGGACCCGAUCUACGUCAGAGACUCUAAGAUCAGGAGCCAAGGCAACAUCUCUGAGUUCAUGAGCAAGUGUUUCACCUCUCAAGACAAGCCAGCUGAGAUCCAGAGGUUCAUGGAGGAAGUGAAAUCGUUGGGAUAUCAGGACAAACCAGCGUACGACAAGCUUCGCUUCAUCCUGCAGGACGGACUGAAAUCCAUCCAGGCUAAAGACGACGGGAAACUGGAGUUCGCUGCCGUUAAUGGAGCUGCACCUCCUUCUGCACAGAAAACAACCAAGAGAAAGAAAGUGAUUGAAGAAGCAGGAGAGAGUGAGACCGAUGGAAGCCCCAUGAAGAAAAAGAGAGCAACGAAGAAAAAAGAGGUGAACGGAGUGAAGAAAAGUCCCAAGAAGACGCCGAAAACAAAAAAGACUGAUCCUAAAUCCCGACUGGUGGAGACCGGGACGCAGACGUCACCGGGGCUUGCCCAGAAGUCGAGAGGGAGAGCGAAGAAGACCAGCUCAUAAAGGCCUGAGCUACACUCCUCUUUCUGUCCCCUUCUUCCUAAAAAUUCUUUUAUAUCUGAGCUUUUUCUGUCACACACCAAGAGACCGUCAUGUUUUAUGCUUUUGGUGUGUUUAAAACCAGACUGAUUGUAAUAAAGAGAAAAUAAAAGUGUU
Messenger RNA from Cheilinus undulatus (humphead wrasse), 1552 nucleotides. It is a transcript of the gene vrk1, whose product is annotated as VRK serine/threonine kinase 1. Gene Ontology annotation, molecular function: ATP binding; protein serine/threonine kinase activity. Gene Ontology annotation, cellular component: cytoplasm; nucleus. The record is from RefSeq and is a predicted model, not a curated record. The coding region runs from base 101 to 1399 and encodes 432 amino acids. The transcript has 13 exons. Lineage: Eukaryota; Metazoa; Chordata; Actinopteri; Labriformes; Labridae. Gene Ontology annotation, biological process: peptidyl-serine phosphorylation; signal transduction.